Molecule: messenger RNA, 1682 nt
Organism: Panicum virgatum (switchgrass)
Lineage: Eukaryota; Viridiplantae; Streptophyta; Magnoliopsida; Poales; Poaceae
Exons: 2
Coding region: 1-1611 (536 amino acids)
Cellular component (GO): P-body; CCR4-NOT core complex; CCR4-NOT complex
Molecular function (GO): nucleic acid binding; poly(A)-specific ribonuclease activity
Source: RefSeq, a predicted model, not a curated record
AUGAGGCCCCUCUCCGCGAUCGACCCCAACCGCUCCGCCGCGCCCGCCUGCUCCUACGUCGCAGGCGUCCAUCAGCACACCGUCCACCACUUGGACUCGGGAGCUGCCGCGGCCGACCACACCGGCGCCGAAGAUCACGUCGCCCCGAUCAGCGCCGGGCGACGUGCCCGCCCAUCGGGUCCAUUCGCGCUGAUGUCUGAAGCGGUUGUGCAAGUGUGGCGCGAGAACUCGGCGGAGGUGUUCGCGCUCGCCGAUCAGCAAUGGUACGAGCACCUGCGAACGUACGUCAACAGAGCCGACGUUCUCCAGAUUGGUCUUGCGCUUGCCUUCGAGGUCGAGGAGGAUCAUCCAGUACGAGGCGGUGAAGUUGUUGCAGAUUCGUCGCAGCGGGUGAUCGCUGUGGAGAUAAAUCUUCACUUCGAUGUGCAGUCACGCGACUACAACUCGAUAGCCAUCAGCUUCCUGGAGGAGCAAGGCCACCGCCUUGAUGAGCACAAAGACCGCGGCGUCCUACCUGAGUGGGUUUUCGCCGGACUGCUGCGCCACCUCCCCUUCGGUGACCACUCCGUCACCUGGAUCACCUAUCACGGUGACCGGGAUGUUGGCUUCCUCCUGCGCCUGCUGCAGGCUGGAGGCCGCGGAGAGCUCCCACCCGACCGCGUCACUUUCCUCCACCAGGUUCGGGAAAAGUUCCCUGCCUUCUACGAUGUCCGUGUUCUAGGGCAAGUGUUGACCGAAGGAUUUGCUGGAAAGCUUACCAAGCUUGCAGAGGACCUUGGAAUUGAGCGCAUCGGCGACUCACAUUUUGCCGGUUCGGAUGCGCUUCUCACACUAUCAUGCUACUCUGAAAUUGCACAGCGUUCACAGAGCAAGCUUGCAGCUCGAUUGAGCUUGCUGUCCGGGGCAGAGGAAUGGGACAUGGGAAUCAAAUGUGGGCGAAGUGUGGGUGAUGACAGCAUCAUCACAGUUGAUGUUAGAGAACACAACUUUGAGGAGGAGAAGAGAAGAAUAGGUGAAUUGAUCACGAGCAAUUUCAAGAUAAUAGGAUUGCAAGUGCUGCUUCCGAAAUUGACUGCACCCCUCUGUGAAACACCUCAUCCUCAACAGGAGUAUGAUUUAAUGAAGAGCAGAUUCAAUGGGAUCAACAAGUUCCAGAUAAUCAUCGGCUUCAUGAAUGCUGACGGAAUUGUAGCCUAUGGGCGUUUAUGGAAGUUCCACUUCAGCUUGAACCGUGAAAGAAUGGAUGGUAAUGUACACCCGCUGCAGUUUGCCGAACUCAUUGCAUCCAGCGGAGCUUCCCACAACACAGAGGUUUCGUGGGUUACCUUUGAUGGAUCCCACGGGGUCGGUUGCCUUAUCAAAUCCUUCAUGAUGCCAAAAGACCUUCCCCCAGAUUUGCCACCCUACUUGUUUCAUCUUAGGGCUUGUUUUCCAGUUAUCUAUGAUAUGAGAUUCCUAUCUCCGCGAUGCCCAGACAUUGCUCGCCUCCUCACCGGAUGCAAUGGAGAACCAGGGGUUGUUUUACUUUUGAGGUGUUACAAGAGAAUUUCAGAGCAUGCAGAUUCCACUACCAUUUCUUCAGAUGCUCAGAGAAAACUUAUGGUAGGUUGAUGCUUGUCGUCUCUCUAAGUCUCUAAUGGAAGAUGGUGUUUGUGCUGUCUGUACAUGCUAUACUAGCAAAC